AUGGUUAGGGAAGACAGAACGACCUGGAAGGCUAACUACUUCCUAAAGCUUGUUGAGUUGUUUGAUGAGUACCCGAAGUGCUUUCUCGUUGGCGUAGACAAUGUCGGCUCGAAACAAAUGCAGGAGAUCCGUCAAGCAAUGAGAGGUCAUGCCGUUAUCCUCAUGGGAAAAAACACCAUGAUCCGUAAAGCCAUUCGUGGUCAUUUAUCAAAAAACCCUGCACUUGAGAAGCUUCUUCCUUACAUUGUGCAAAAUGUUGGAUUUGUCUUCACGAAGGAGGAUCUUGGAGAAAUCCGAGCGAAACUGCUGGAAAACAGAAGGGGUGCUCCUGCCAAGGCUGGCGCCAUUGCUCCUUGUGAUGUUAAACUGCCUCCGCAGAACACUGGUAUGGGUCCCGAAAAGACCUCGUUCUUCCAGGCCCUACAAAUUCCAACAAAGAUCGCCAGAGGAACCAUUGAAAUCUUGAACGAGGUGCACCUCAUAAAAGUAGGUGAGAAGGUAGGAGCUUCCGAGGCCGCGCUUCUUAACAUGCUCGGAGUGACGCCGUUCUCCUACGGUCUCGUCGUUCUCCAAGUUUAUGACAAUGGAACUAUCUACACUCCUGAAGUCCUUGACAUGACUACCGAGGAGCUCCGCAAGCGUUUCAUGGCUGGUGUGCGCAACGUGGCCGCCGUUUCGCUUGCUAUCAAUUACCCGACGAUGGCUUCUGUUGCCCACUCGCUGGCCAGAGGAAUGCAGAACAUGCUCGGAAUUGCUGCCGUCACCGAUGUCAAUUUCAAGGAGGCCGCCCAGCUCAAAGAAUAUCUUGCUGAUCCGAGCAAGUUCGCCGCAGCAGGUGCUCCUGCUGCUGCAGCCGCUCCAGCUGCAGCAGCACCAGCAGCUGAUACUAAGAAGGAAGAGGUGAAGGAAGAGUCCGAGGAUGAAGAUCUUGGAUUCGCUUGGGCAACUCCUGCGAUCAUGCUGAUCUUCAAGGAUGUCUUCACUGAUGAUGAAUUGUCGUCGGACUCAUUUCCAAUGAAGCUCGUCGACGACCUUGUUUAUGAGUUCAAGGGAAGGCAUGUCAUUCGCAAGGAGGGGGAGAUUAUGUUACCGGGUGCCAAUCCUUCAGCCGAAGGCGAGGAUGGAGACGAAGGAUCUGAGGAGGUUGUGGAGCGUGGAAUCGACAUCGUUCUCAACCACAAGCUAGUGGAAAUGAACUGUUAUGAAGACCAAGCGACUUUCAAAGCGUACGUAAAGUCGUUCAUGAAAAAGGUUGUAGAGUACAUGGAGAAGGAGGGGAAGUCGAAGGAUGAGAUCGACUCAUUCAAGAAAAAGAUCCAAGCCUGGGUUAUUUCUCUCCUUGACAAAAAACGCUGGAAGUCUCUGCAGUUCUUCAUUGGAGAGCGUAUGGCUGAAGGAGCUGGAGAUGGGCAAGUUGCAAUCAUAGAAUAUCGUGAUGUUGACGGUGAAGAGGUGCCCACCUUGAUGCUCAUCAAGGAAGCCAUCGUUUCAGAGAAGAUUUAA
Haemonchus placei is the source of this 1503-nucleotide messenger RNA. The record is from the annotation of a GenBank genome assembly. Lineage: Eukaryota; Metazoa; Nematoda; Chromadorea; Rhabditida; Trichostrongylidae.